Molecule: messenger RNA, 1798 nt
Organism: Capsella rubella
Lineage: Eukaryota; Viridiplantae; Streptophyta; Magnoliopsida; Brassicales; Brassicaceae
Product: upstream activation factor subunit spp27
Exons: 8
Coding region: 121-1347 (408 amino acids)
Cellular component (GO): nucleus
Source: RefSeq, a predicted model, not a curated record
UGGUGAAGCACCAAAAACGACGACGUUUACAUCCUUUCUCUAGUUCUCCCACAUCAAGAGAAUCGGUUUUGGCUUUCAUCAGCCGCUUCGUGUUUUCCUUCUUCUUCAAUAACGGAAAAAAUGGUUUCCGACUUGGACAUCGUGACCCGUCUCCGUGAGAUUCUCGGUAGCUCCGACCUUGACACGGCGACUCCGGCUACCGUCCGUCGUCAGCUGGAGGCGGAUUUCGGUGUCGACUUUACUGAUAAGAAGGCUUUCAUUAGGGAUCAAAUCGAUGCUUUUCUCGAGAGCAAUGGCUCUGUAGAAGAAGAGAGCCUUAAGGCAGAAGAAGAAGAAGAAGAAGACAUUAAUGCCGCCGACGAAAUCAAGGCGGUAAUUGAAGACGGAAAUGGAAGUGAAAGUGAGGAAGAGAAGGAGGAACGGCCAGUAAAGGCCAAGAAACGAGGAGGUGGCUUUACUAAAGUAUGCCAGCUCUCUCCACAACUUGAGAAGCUUGUUGGAACAUCUCAGUUAGCUCGAACCGAGGUUGUGAAGAAAAUAUGGGCCUAUAUCAAAGGGAAGGGUUUGCAAGACCCAAAGGACAGGAGGAAGAUAGUGUGUGAUGAGUUGCUUCAUUCCUUGUUCCGUGUCAAGACCAUUAAUAUGUUUCAAAUGAACAAGGCAUUAACGAAGCAUAUUUGGCCCUUAGGCGAUGGAGAUGGGUGUGCUAACAAUGUCAAAGAAGAAGAUGAAGAUGAAGAUGACGAUGAGGCAUCAGAGGGAACUGACAAGAAAGGGGAGCAAAACGAAGAAGUGGAAGAGAACAAGGAAGAAGAAAAUGAAGAUGAGGAAGUUAGGAGUUUGCGGAAACGCAAGAGAAAAAAGCCAGCCAAGUCAGUAGAGAAGCCCAAGAGAAAAGGAGGAGGUGGCUUCGCUAAAGUUUGCAGCCUCUCGCCGGAGCUUCAGGCGUUUACUGGGGUGACAGAAUUAGCCAGGACAGAGGUGGUGAAAAUGCUUUGGAAGUAUAUAAAAGAGAACAAUUUGCAAGAUCCGAAUGAUGGACGCACAAUAAUAUGUGACGAGUCAUUGCUAUCUCUGUUCCCUGUCGAGUCUAUCAAUAUGUUUCAAAUGAAUAAACUACUAACAAAGCACAUAUGGCCUUUAGAUAAUAAUGCAGAAUCAGUUAGCCCUAACUCUCCAAAGAACGGAAAGCAAAAAAUGGAAUCAGAUGGAGACACAGAUAGUGAGGAACCGAACGAGAAAGAUAAAAAACUGAAGACAGAAGACCUUCCUUCCCUUCCACUUUCAGAUGCUCUUGUCAAGUUCUUGGGCAAUGGAGAAAGCUCUCUGUCGAGGGCGGAUAGUUGAUUCAUUCGAAGACACAUCGGUCUCAGAACAUCUGACCAACCACUUCAUCAAGGUUGAAGAAUAACUCUUUAGGAAGUGGCAAGUUUUGAUGAUGUUUUCUACGUAGGCAAAACCAGUUCUCCCAAAGGUCGGUUUUGAUUUCCUGGACAAUUUUUUUUGGAUCAGUAGAGGUCAGUUCAGGACUUGGAAACACGACAAAGCCAUUGCAUUGAUUUAGUUCUCCUCCUCCACAGGUAAGUUAAAAGACUAAAAGGUGUAUCUCGAAUGUGAGAGUUGUAAGCAUUGCGUUUUCUGAAUUUGCUUGCAAAUGCAGCCUUUUUGGAGAUGUUUCAAAUGUUAUUCCCUUGUGGUAUAUAGUGACAAAAACUAGAUUCAAGGAUACGAGAUAUGUUUUAAACCCAAACCAAGUGUUUAAAUCACUUCCUAUUUCACAAUGAAAUGUUUGCUUGCC